GUCGGAUGUUUGGUAAUGACAUUCGCGGGCGUCAACGAUCUCCUAGGCUACUGGGUCUUCGGUCCACGAUUCUGCGACACUUGGAUCGCUUUCGACGUAAUGUGCAGCACUGCCUCUAUACUGAACCUCUGCGCGAUAUCCCUCGAUCGUUACAUUCAUAUCAAGGAUCCUCUCAGAUACGGUCGUUGGGUGACAAGAAGAGUGGCAGUUGCUGGAAUCGUUAUCGUGUGGCUGCUCGCAGGACUAAUAUCCUUCGUACCGAUUAGCCUAGGCCUUCACCGGGCCGACGAACCCGUAGUUUACGACGACGGCCAAGAGGAACACCCUACGUGCGCCUUAGACCUUACACCCACCUACGCGGUCGUCUCCUCUUCCAUAUCUUUUUACGUGCCCUGCAUCGUGAUGCUGGGAAUUUAUUGCAGGCUCUAUUGUUACGCGCAGAAACACGUGAAAAGCAUCCGUGCGGUGACGAAGUUGCCGGACACAUCGAUGGCCAAGAGCUUUCGAGCGAAAAGCACACGGAACAAGCCGCCGAAACCGCAAACGAAAACGAAGCCGACGAGCCCUUAUCACGUGUCCGAUCACAAGGCCGCGAUCACCGUGGGCGUGAUCAUGGGUGUAUUCUUAAUAUGCUGGGUGCCGUUUUUCUGCGUCAACAUCGUUGCCGCGUACUGCAAGACCUGCAUAUCAGUCCGGGCGUUCCAAGUACUCACUUGGCUCGGCUACAGCAACUCGGCCUUCAACCCGAUCAUCUACAGCAUCUUCAACACAGAGUUCCGGGAAGCGUUCAAACGGAUCCUCACGAAGGGUGCACGCGCCCGUGGGAACCAACCGUCGACCAGCGAAUGCGGCGAAUUUCGCUCCGUGGUGGUGCAAAAACGUAACGGAUCCAUGAUCGAGUGUAACAUUAGUCCGAGAUCGAGCGCGGACAGCUGUCAGGUCGGAAUUAUGGCGCAACGACACCGCGACACCAUCGUCAGCGCGAUAUAA
Messenger RNA from Dufourea novaeangliae, 990 nucleotides. It is a transcript of the gene Dop1, whose product is annotated as dopamine receptor 1-like. Gene Ontology annotation, molecular function: G protein-coupled receptor activity. The coding region runs from base 16 to 990 and encodes 324 amino acids. NCBI's taxonomy places the organism in Eukaryota, Metazoa, Arthropoda, Insecta, Hymenoptera, Halictidae. The transcript has 5 exons. Gene Ontology annotation, biological process: adenylate cyclase-activating adrenergic receptor signaling pathway. Gene Ontology annotation, cellular component: membrane. The record is from RefSeq and is a predicted model, not a curated record.